Messenger RNA from Hyaloperonospora brassicae, 960 nucleotides. Lineage: Eukaryota; Oomycota; Peronosporomycetes; Peronosporales; Peronosporaceae. The record is from the annotation of a GenBank genome assembly.
AUGGAAGACAUAGCUGGCAAUGACAAGAUCAAUGACAAGGACAGUGGCCACGCGACCGCAUCACAGGCUCACGGAUCCCAAUCGGACCGCUCACCAUCGUCUUUGCCACCUCCACCAGUCAAUGUCAGUGUGCCAAGUUUGUUCGACUCGCGGACGCUCCCGGCGGUCGUAUCUGCUAGUGAUGACAGUGAGAUGGCGCCCCGCUAUUUGCCGCAAAAAGACGGAUCCACACCGUCUUGUGGCUCGUUCAAUGAGGCGUUUGCCCAAUUGAGGAACACGUCCUCAUACAUUGAGCGUCCACGUGAGACAGCGCAAGACGAGAAACUUCCGGCGAAAGACGCAGCAGCCACAGUGUACGUGAGUCGACGGCAACAGGGCAACCCGAUGCUUAAGGCCGUGCGCAACGUCGGACUCGAGUUCCGAGACGGACUGAUCCCGGAUUACGUCAUGGGCGAAAACUCGCUCUGCCUAUUGUUUCUCAGUGUGAGGUACCACCUGCUGCACAACAGCUACUUGGAAGAGCGCGUGCAAAGCGUGCGAAAAGACGACCCGACGCACUACAAAACGAAGCUCGUCUUGUGUUUUGUGGACGUGGACGACAACGAGGUGGCGUUGCGUGAGAUCAAUCGCGUGGCGCUCUUGAGCGAUUUCACGUUGGUCUUGGCGUGGAGUUGGCUCGAAGCUGCGCGGUAUCUGGAGACAUUCAAGGCCUACGAGAACAAGUCGGCGACUCUGAUCAAGGAAAAAGUCGAGGCGGAGUUCUUGCCCAAAGCCAAUGACGUGCUGACAUCCAUCCGAUCAGUAAACAAGACGGACGUGGUGACUCUGCUGUCCACGUUCGGAACAAUCAAAGGACUCAUGAACGCGUCAAUGGAGGAGCUUUCGCUCUGUCCCGGUGUGGGCGCCAAGAAGGUGCGGCGACUGCUUGAAACCUUUCAAGAGCCUUUUAAAAAGCAGUGA